This is a messenger RNA of Caenorhabditis sp. 36 PRJEB53466, 915 nucleotides long. Lineage: Eukaryota; Metazoa; Nematoda; Chromadorea; Rhabditida; Rhabditidae. The record is from the annotation of a GenBank genome assembly.
AUGAAUUUUGAGCAAAUCGAAACAACGGAAAGAGGUGCCGGAAUCUCGGAAGACGACUGGAAUGAUGAGUUCGAAGGAUGCGAGUGCGAGAAAGAGUGUUCCACAGAAAGCAACUGUUCCUGUCUGAUGGGCGGUUCGGACAACUAUACCGAAGAGUCCCGCAUCCGCCCGUCCGAAAACUCGCUUCUCGUCGAGUGCUCCGCCAAUUGCUCCUGCUCCCUUCUCCCGAAUUCGUGCAGAAAUCGGGUGCUUCAAAACGGAAUUGUGAAAAAGUUAAAGGUAAAGAGAUUUGGACGUCUUCUGAAGGUUUAAUCAUUUCAGAUUUUCAGCACAUCUGAGAAAGGAAGCGGAGUGAAAGCGGGAGAAUCGAUCGGAAACGGAGAAUUCGUGUGUGAAUACGCAGGCGAAUGCAUCGGAGAAUCUGAAGUGGAGAGACGAUGUCGGCAGUUUCAGUGGCACGACAAUUACACUUUGACACUGAAAGAGCACUUUGGAAGUGAGUGAGAAUACAAUCUUUGAUGUGCUCUAAACAAUUGGUUUUCAGGUAAAACGAUCAAAACGUUCCUGGAUCCCCGCCUGCGCGGCAACAUUGGCCGAUUUCUGAAUCACAGCUGCGAUCCGAACUGUGACGUCGUCGUCGUCCGGUUGGGGAGGAUGAUUCCGACCGUUGGAAUAUUUGCGAAUCGGUAAAGAAACAUAGAUUUUCGUUUCUGUGAACGCCUCAUUUUCAGGGACAUCUCUGCCGGAGAAGAGUUGUGUUAUGACUACGGAAGCUCUGCGAUGGAAGGAGAUGAUCGCAAAGUGUUCGUGACGAAAUUCAAAUCAGAAAACAAUACAAUUUUUUGUUUCAGGUGUCAUUGCAAAUCGGAAAAGUGCCGAAAGUACCUGCCCAUGUCAGCGACGCCGAUUGAAUAA